AUUUUUUCAAGAAAAACUAUCAAACUUUUCUUGUGAUGGCCCUAGUAGUGCCGAAGAAUCUUUUGUUUGCGGUGAUUCUUAUUGUACUGCUGAGGAAUUUGUUUGCGAUAACCUUCAUGGUUUUAUUUACAGUAACUUUCACAUUGCCAAGAAGUCUUUUGUUCACA
Dentiscutata erythropus is the source of this 167-nucleotide messenger RNA. The record is from the annotation of a GenBank genome assembly. Lineage: Eukaryota; Fungi; Glomeromycota; Glomeromycetes; Diversisporales; Gigasporaceae.